AAUUAGUUUCGUUAGAAAUUUUUGAAAAAUUUAAAUUGUUUGAAUUAUUUUAGUGUAUAUUUGAAUAAUAUAGUAGUUUAGCGUUUAGCACUUCAUAGUUUUUUAAUAUUGUUAUAACAAUAUUAAGCUGCUACAGGUAGACAUUUUCGACAGUCUUAAGUCUCAAGUCUGUGACAGUAUAUUUAGUUUAGCAGACCUGCCGUACUAUUUGUUUGUCAACUUUAUCUGUCCAGAAUAACUAUUGUUAUACCAAACGAGGAACAUGAAACGGCCGUUCAUACUUCGGUGUGAAAUUCCAUAAAUCAUUUCGCGUCCUAUGCGCGCAUGAAUUGGAAUUUUUAUCCCGUUUUACACGGGGAUCGCAUAUAGUUCCAUUCGUCUGUUGACGUUUGAAGGUCAAAGAAAUGAUACUACCACCUUUGUGCCAUUAUAGCAUUAUCAGAACUAGGAAAAUAUCGUGUUUUUACGGUUUUUCUCAAUUGGACUAGGAAAAUGCCCAUUUCUCCGUAGUCAGUCAUCGAAACCAGCUUUAAUCCGCAAUUGGAAUUCACAAUUUGUUUUCCCUUUGACUUUUCUGUCAUGGUUUUAACAGAAGACGAGUACCGAGAAGAAAAAUCGAAGGCAAAAUCUAAUUCCAGACAAUCUCGUUUGUUCAAGUUACGUAAUGUUACCAAGAGCUACAUUAUUCAGUGCCUGGCAGACAGAGAAAUUCAACGUUAUUCUAUCAACGAUGACCUAGGGCAGCAAUCCAAAGCGUAUGGAUACAAUUGUAAGGUGGUCCACUCCCCUGAGAAGUACGCUCACUUAGAAGCCGUGGAUGGUGCCGGUUGGAAUUCAACGACCAAAAAACCGUGCAAACCACGUAAAUCACGUUAUUUAAGUGCUAAUACUCGUGAUGAACAUAAUUCUAAAGUGAACUACUCUUCCCACGUUUAUUCAUCCACGGAAGCAGAUGACGAUCUAGGAUGGAAUUCACAUACUUUUCAGUCUAUUCAGACAUAUUUUUCAGAUGUUGUGAAUCAACAGAUGUCUACAAUUCGGGAACUAGAGAAUGAACUCAUUAAUCAAAAUAAGGAAAUCGGCUUUUGGCACACGACCGCACAAUCCUACGAGGAAAACGCGGGCCGAUUAAUUAACGAAUUAAAUAGGAAACAAAGGGAAAUAGAUAAGUUGUUUGAAUUUAAAAUUAAGACAGAAAGGGGUUUUUCCCAUUUCGUAAGAUCGUGUUUUCGUGGAAUUCAAUUUUUCUUGUUUAUGGCGGUAAAAUGGGCAAUGUUCGCAAUAGUACUAUUGAUGGGUCCGGUAUUUGUAUUCGAAUUCAUUAGAGCUGUAAGGGGCGUUGGUUACUACCCGAACCUGACUGCCUACAAGAGGUUACCCAAGGUACCCUAUGAAGGGAAGACUCUAAGCGACGCAUCCUCUAACAUGAAUUUGCGGAAUUUGUUUAUUUCCGCCGUAAUUUGCUUAAUCUUCUAUAAAAACCUUGAAGUAAUAAUUCAUUGGGUCUUAAAGAAACUUGUUGGAUUAUUAAGAACCAUAUCCGUUUAUUUCCUUUUGAGCAUUAGACAAAUUUUUACUUGGUCCAUUUUUCUGGUAGACAUUCCACUGAAUGUACUUGCAACAAAAUAAUUGUAUGUGUAAUGCCGCUCCGUUCCGCUUAAUCUGGCAAUUGUUUCCCCGAAAAAAAAUUAGCACAUGCAUUGAGAUAUGCUGAAUAAAUGCCGUCGGCGGUUUCCUUUUGGGUGUUGUGCAGCAUUUCAAAAUUCAGUUAGCUUGGAUACCUUUAAAAAUGGUAUCACGUAAUUAAUUCUUCGAUAAUUUUUUCAUGCAAGUUCUUUAUAUUAUCUUAUUCUGUUUUUCACAAUGUAUGUCACAGAUUUACAAAAAAGUAAAAUCAUUUGAAUGAUUUGAAUAAGUUCAGAUGGUUAUUUUUUUUUGCACCUGAAAAAUUGAAUAUUUGAUUUUUAAAAUAAAUCGCGCAACACUGUUGUUAGGUUAACGUUAAGCGUUAACGUUAACGGCAUAGUAUGCCCGAACGGAGUUUUUUUGUUUAUGUCUUGGGAAAUCUUGUCUGCUGAUACUAGGAAGUGAUACCGCCCCAUUUGCAUUGUGCAUUGUACUAACCAUAAAAUCCUUGCAUUUUGACUGUUGUUAUUACUUGUAAGUUGUAUCAUAAAAAUGCCCAUGCCGUGUGGGUUAGUCAUCGGAAAGUUUAAUCCGUGAUUAGAAUUCACCAAAGUCGAGCGUGUAGGAGAGCCACUCAAUUAAUAUUCUCCAAAAUAUUUUUUCCCCUUUGAUUUUGCUGUCAUGGUUUUAACAGAAGAUGAGUACCGAGAAGCAAAAUCUAAUUCUGGACUUUCUAGUUUGUUCAACUUACGUAAAGUUACCAAGAGCUACAUUAUUCAGUGCCUGGCAGACAGAGAAAUUCAACGUUCUAUCAACGACCUAGGGCAUCAAUCCAAAGCGUAUGGAUAUAAUUGUAAGGUGAUCCACUCUCCUGAGAAGUACGCUGAUGUAGAAGCCGUGCUAAAUGUUUCCGGUUGGGAUUCAGCUAAUAAUAAGCCAUGUAAACCACGGAUAUUACGUCAUUUGAGUGCUGGCUCAUUCGUUUCAAAAGUGCAAAUAUCUGCUAGAAUUCAGCAACUGGAAGCACUUGUCGCUUCUAAAGAAAGAGAGAUUCUAUAUUUUGAGGAAUCAAACAAUUGUUUGGAACGUGAACUAAACAACACCCUUAAUCUUGUAGAUCGAUUGAAAAGAGAAAAAAAUGGAUUAAUGAUAUCCGUGGAAAACAAUAAGAAGCUGACCAAUAGAAACACGAGAAUGGUCUGGAAUUUGUAUGGUGAUCCUUAUUUUAUGAGUUAUGUACCAGAAAACAAUGGUUACCCGACUGCCUACAAGAGUGUAUCCAAUGUGCCCUAUAAAGGAAAGACUCCAAGCGACGCAUCCUCUAAGAUGAAUUUGCAGAAUUUAUUUAUUUCCAUCGGAAUUUGCUUAAUCGUCUACAAAAAACCUGAAUUAGUCCAUUGGGUCUUAAAGAAACAUGUUGGAUUAUUAAGAACCAUAUCCGUUUAUUCUCUUUUGAGCUUUAGAAAAAUUUUUACUUGGUCCAUUUUUUUGGUAGACAUUCCACUGAAUGUACUUGCAACAAAAUAAUUGUAUGUGUAAUGCCACUCCGUUCCACGCUUUCUAUCAGUCAGCCUGUUUCCCCGAAAAAAUUAUAUCAUAUGCGUUGAUAAAUGCUGGAUAAAUGCCGUCCGCAGCUUCCGUUUAAGUGUUAUAAAAUCAUCAAUUUAGCUGCUGAUAGUUUUGAUGAUUUUUUUUUCGCUAUUGUCAAAUUUUACUGUAAACGCACAGCACUGUGAUAUGUGGAACAAUAAAUAAAUUUUAAACUGCUUUAUUUGAAAUGAAAGGAGCGAAAGGAGGCAGCAAGCAGAGCAGAGCAACAAAAUUACAUUUAAAUUUGACUCAUGGUUGGUCGUCUUUUGCGGGGAACAUUUUGAACAUACCAUUCCGUAUACAAUAUCGAGAAAACCCCUUAGGAUGCACGAGCAUGCCUUUGCGAAAUACAAACGUUUACAUUGUUGAUGCAUCCAUACACCCUUCUCCGCAUACAGUCAGUUUUUUUUAAAAUUCUCCUCACCAAUCCCAUCAGCCAUGGUUUUAACAGUAGAACAGUUUAACUAUGCCAUUGAAAAAGUUGAAACUAAUUUUACUUUGAAACGUUUUUUUGAUCUUCGUACAGCUACCAAGAGCUACAUUAUACAGUGCCUAGCCGAUAGGGAAAUUCAAAAGAUCGUGAAAAAGAAUGUGAUAUUUAAUGUAAAUGAUGGCGAUCUUUAUCGGCAUUCUCUAGCAUACGGACAUAACUCUAAAGUGAUCCACACCCCUCACUACUAUUCCCGGGCGGAGGCAGCUGACGGUCUAGGAUGGAAUUCACGUUUCUCCCAACCUAUUCAAUGCCGAUGGAUGUUGACUGAUUUUGAGGAUCAAAAUUGUAAAAUUUGGGAACUGGAGAAACAACUGGCAGAUAAAAAUAAGGAGAUUUCUUAUUGGAAAACAGCUGCGGGAUCCUCCAGAGAAAACCAGCUUCGAUUUGAAAGUACGAGAGAGAAGUUCGACCAAUUCUUAGCUUCUCUUUCUCGUGACAUCGAAGAUUUUUUUAAAACUUUUGGAUGGGCAAUCGGCGCAAUAAUAGUAGUGCUACUACUACUGUACAACGGUGAUUUCGGUGAUUUCGGUGAUUUUAACAACCGCAGGAAUGGACGCUUCGACUGAAUAAUUUUUUCCUUAUUGAGCUUAAUUUGUGAAUGUACGCGAUAACAAGAAUAUAAGCUGUCCGGAUCAUU
Daphnia pulex (common water flea) is the source of this 4346-nucleotide messenger RNA. RefSeq lists its product as uncharacterized. The record is from RefSeq and is a predicted model, not a curated record. NCBI's taxonomy places the organism in Eukaryota, Metazoa, Arthropoda, Branchiopoda, Diplostraca, Daphniidae. The transcript has 6 exons. The coding region runs from base 580 to 1629 and encodes 349 amino acids.